CCGCUUUAGAUGUGAACCGAUUCAACGGAUUCACUAGAGAUGAUUCGACUCAAAAGAAAAAAAAAAAAAGAAACGGAAUCCUGAGGUCGGGACCCAGUCGACCAAUCAGAGACUGUGUUUGUGAGAGCGCUGAGACGCGAAAAACCACAGCAGCAAAUGCACUCAUUUUGUAGUUGACUGUGACCGUGUCGUCCCAUAUCACUGAAGAGGGGAUGCGGGUGACCUUCACGUACUACAAGAGAUGAGAUUUUAUUUCUGUACAUGUGAAUAAAAUCACACACGUCGAGGUUUCUUAAGGGGGGAAAUGGUUCAAGAGAGAAAGAGGAAGUGUUUUACCCUUUUGAGGAUCUCAACAGGAAAUCUCAGUCUGUCAAGACAGGAGCCUCUGCACAUUUACUCAGUGAAUAUGUCUGCCUGACAUGUUAAACCUAUAAGCUUUCCAUACAGACAAAAGGAGUCACUAUCAGUGUUUUAAACAUGGCAGCAGAUCUGGCCUUAGUCACUGUUCUCAUCCAGCUUCUUGUUGAUUUGGUGACAAGUGACAGCAUUGACUUCUACAAUAUCAUGCCUGCUGCAGAAGCCACCCCAUACCCCAAGAGUUUCAAGUGCUUCACAUGUGAGCAGGCCUCAGACAAUUACAGCUGUAACCGCUGGGCAGAAGAUGUGUGGUGUCCUCAGAAUACCCAGUACUGCAUGACAAUACACCACUUCAACCAUCAUGGAAAGACAAAAUUUGUUACUAAAAGAUGUGCAGUGUAUGAAGAAUGCAAGUUAGCUGGCUGUAGACAUCACAAAAACACACACCAUGAAUGCAUAUCUUGCUGUGAAGGGAUGGUUUGCAACGUAGAGCCGCCGACCAAUCACAGUAAUGCAGUGUUUACCCAAAGACAAACCCACAGCUCAGCAGCACCCUCUUUCAGGAUCUGGGAUUCUGUGAUUCUGCUGGUCCCAGUUCUCACCGGACUGUUACCGUUGUGAUCCUCAAUCAUAUAAAUGUGUUCGGUGAUGAACAGCUCUACAAAUCAUUGAGACAAAGGAGACGUCAUCCACACUGCAGUAUUAAUAUAGUCAGAUGGAUGUUUCCAUUAAGGCAACUUUAAUAUCAUGCAGAAGAAAGCUAGCAUUCCCAUUCAUCCCAUUGGCAGGAUGUUGCAGGAUUGCAAGAAUGUGAUUUGCCAUCUUUGCAGAUGGGCUCACAGAUGUUUUUAUGACUGAUCAGUGACUAAUCAGCCUGGAGCCGCAGGAAAAAUUACAUCAUGGUUUGGCUGAUUGGUUAAUGUGCCACAAGAAAAAGAAGAUCACUCACUAGUGACGGUCCGGAGCUGUGAUAUAAGUCAAUUUCAUACUUGUCGUCUUCCUUCAAAAACAGUUGGACACUGAUACAUAAUCUACUAUAAUAGAAUGAAAUAUUUGUGCCUUAGAUGUUGCUUGCAAAUGUUUUUAUUCUUUCAGAAAACAAAAUGACGUUUGAAUGUCCGUCAGUGAAGAAGGACGCAUUUUGCAGCCUAUACGGUGUAGUUAUGGCAUACCAGCAUGGGCUAACUAAUGUGACUGUGCUAAUCAGCAAAACCAUAACUCUUUGGUGGAUUCUGUGAAGAGACGGCUUGUCGGCCAGUGACGGAGGAACUGUGUGCACAGGAAGUUGCAGUGUCAGGAAGGUCUUUCAAUGGAAUACUAGUGCCGCUUGUGAUGACUGCUUACUAAUGACGUGCUAAAUAGGACAGAGAAACAGACGGGUAGCUAAAUAGAAUUUAGCAGCUAAAGCAGUGGAAUUAACUUAUGCUGCCUCACUGGAUUUGUACUGAGCAAACUGAGGCUCACAGACUGAGCGUUAGAAGUCCCUAUGUGGGAUGGUCCUGUGGCUCUGGUCCCAGAUUCUGUCACACAGGCCGAGCACAGCAAUGAGAGGACGUGGGAUGUGUUGUUCUAGUUUUCUAAAUGGUGCGAAUAUCUCUAAAAGGGAUCUUGACUGCUGCAUAAAUGACACUGCUUUAACAACAUGGACCUGCAAAAUUGUAAAAGCAAUUAACAAAUUAAGUUACAACUUAUAAAACAAAUUAUAUUUUGAGUUAUUCUGACUUGACUAUUGCAAAUGCUGACAUGUUUUAUUGUCCCCCAAAAAAAUAGAAAUAAAAAUGUUACCAUAUUUAACUAAUCAUAAUGUGUCCAUGCACAAUAUUCUAUUAUAUUCAUUUAUUAUCAAUAAUCUAUUCAUUUUGUAUGCUACUAAUAUUUCCCUAAAUGAAAAUUCAUCUGUUUUCUAAAUGCAUUUUUUCUUAUUGUGAACGAUUCAUCUGUUCGUUUAAAAAAAAAUGUUUAAUCAAAAUGUCAUAAACUGUGCCACCAUCCUACAUUUGACUGCAAGUUCACAUUUAGCCGAUCUGCCUCCAUCCAAUCAACAACCGAUGGAUAGAACAGAGUUCCCACCCUACAUUUUUUGUUUCUUAUUCGAUAUUCCAUUUCACUCGGUUGCACUUCACAAUACUGAAGAAAGGAUCUGUCACUACUUUCAUUUGUUCCAUCAAGACUUUAAAAAUUUUAAUUAAAACUAAUAUAAGCAACCUUUUUUAUAUAAUUUUUACAAUUGCAAUUUCUGUUCAUCUUUACAUUACCAAAAAUCUAGAGUGUGUGUGUAAAAAAAAAAAAAAAAAAAUAUGCUAAUGUACAAACCUUACAGUACGGCUGUGUUCCUUCCCAUGAAGGUUGAAGUGAGUUAUGAUAAAUACUCUUGUUUACUUUCAUUGGAUUGAUUGAGUGUGUAGACAGUUUCUCAUCUCUUUAAUCUAUAACAUACCGCUGUGCUUUUUAAAUGUGAGCAGCAGGGCUACGUUUUUAAAAUUCCUUCCCCACUGAUCUGAGAACAGUUUCUGUCUUUUCACAUGAGAAGGCUCAUGUUUAAAUUUGGAGCAGGGAGCUGAGCCUCGAACAGCACAAAAGAGCAGCUUCCCUCCAGAGCUCAGAGAAGAAUAAAAACAUUCCCAAAAGGAUCUCAGUGUGGGACACAAAGCCGUGGACCAUUAAUAUCAUUGCUGUCUGGAAUAAUGAGGGAGGGGGGGGGUUCUCUCUUAACCAAACAUGACAUAUGGUUCUUCCUCCAAAAGUGUUGCAGAGGAAAUGAGAUUUGGUUUCUGUGUAGCUGCUUCACUGACUUAUGAAGUUUGUGCGUGUGUGCGUGUGUGUGUCCCUGCACCGCUGACUGUCUCGCCGUGUGUGCUGUUUGCUCUGGCUGCUGGCUGUCUUUGUUCUGGUUUUAUUAGGCGUGGAGUUGGAGUCUGUCACUUUCAGUCUUUGGAGAGUCAUUUAUCUCCCAUUGAGAAAAACUGUAUCAGUGCUGCUGCUCUCAUCUGCACUGCCAGUGUCUUAAGUAUUCAGAACCCAGUCUGUGCUCAUGGCUCUUAUCCAUCCAGAUACUUUACUGUGAGCAUGUUAGCCGACAAAAAGACAUCAUGAUAAAAAAAUCUAAUUAAAAAAAAUACUAUAACAGCAUUCUUUAUUAUAAAGUGGAGUCCACAUUUGAAAUCUUUUCAAAAUCUAAUUUCAAUCUGGGGGAAAAUGAAAUAAAAUGUUAUGGCUUAAAAA
Cyprinus carpio (common carp) is the source of this 3579-nucleotide messenger RNA. RefSeq names its product ly6/PLAUR domain-containing protein 6B-like (gene lypd6b). The coding region runs from base 478 to 978 and encodes 166 amino acids. The record is from RefSeq and is a predicted model, not a curated record. The transcript is spliced from 7 exons. Gene Ontology annotation, molecular function: acetylcholine receptor regulator activity. NCBI's taxonomy places the organism in Eukaryota, Metazoa, Chordata, Actinopteri, Cypriniformes, Cyprinidae.